Messenger RNA from Trichophyton rubrum CBS 118892, 1794 nucleotides. RefSeq lists its product as uncharacterized. Gene Ontology annotation, biological process: amino acid transmembrane export from vacuole. The record is from RefSeq and is a predicted model, not a curated record. Bases 1 to 1794 code for a protein of 597 amino acids. Lineage: Eukaryota; Fungi; Ascomycota; Eurotiomycetes; Onygenales; Arthrodermataceae. The transcript has 2 exons.
AUGUCGAGCUCCGCCGUCUCCGAGAUGGAGGACGGGGGUGGAAGCGCUCCUUUACUCCCAUCGCAAACUGAAGCCCACCCCCAAGAGGACACUCGGCCUACAAGCAAAAAGGAACUAGCAGGCUGGUACUGCUAUGGAUGGGCAGCUGAAGUUUUCGUCGUGUGUGCCAUGGGCUCCUUUCUUCCCCUUGCACUCGAACAAAUGACUAGAGACCAAGGAGUGUUGGUCUCCGACAAGACUACUCCCUGUACUUCGACAUGGAAGCACACCAAUGCCACCGCUAACGCCACAACAGCUGUCUCUGCGCUUAAUGCAGUGCCUGCGAGCAACCAGUGUCUGGUCUACGUCCUAGGAUUUGAAGUCAACACCGCCAGCUUUGCCAUGUAUACCUUCUCAGCCAGCGUCUUGAUCCAAUCUCUCAUCAUUAUAUCCAUUUCAGCAGCUGCAGAUCAUGGUGCCUACCGCAAGACUUUCCUGCUUAUAUUCGCUAUAGUAGGAUCUAUUGCCAUGAUGCUCUUCUUCCCACUCUCCUCACGCUUAUACAUGCUGGCUGCCUUCCUAGCUGUUGUUGCCAAUACCGGCUUUGGCGGAUCCUUUGUACUCCUGAAUUCCUUCCUACCGCUCCUUGUUCGUAACCAUCCAUCCAUCCGAGGGUACAAGGCAGACGCGCCUGCUUACUCUGACUCUAGCCCAGAAGUCCAUGGAGACUUGUCAGCAUCCACAGAGCAACAUUCUUCUCAGGGAGACACUACACAGAGUGCGCCGGCUGCGCCAUCAGUCUCGGCAGCCUUAGAAUUGUCAUCCAAAAUAUCUUCCAACGGAAUUGGAAUUGGGUAUACAGCUGCUGUACUGGUUCAGAUUUGCUGUAUCCUUCUGGUCCUAGCCACUAACUCUACGACUUUCUCUCUCCGGCUUGUCCUGUUCCUGAUUGGACUCUGGUGGUUUAUAUUCACCAUCCCAGCUGGCUUAUGGCUGCGUCCUAGACCCGGCCCUCCGCUCCCGGAGCAUGUCACAAGAAAGGACAGCAGCUGGCCAUGGGUUGACUACGUCUUAUUUGCAUGGAAGUCCUUGGGCAGGACAGCCAUGAGAGCUCGUCGAUUAAAAGAUGUUGUCUUAUUUUUGGCCGCCUGGUUCUUACUAUCCGAUGGAAUUGCAACUGUCAGUGGUACUGCAGUCUUAUUUGCGAAGACUCAGCUUAAAAUGGAACUAGCUGCUCUAGGUAUGAUUAACGUCAUCACUAUGAUCUCAGGUGUCUGUGGUGCAUUUUACUGGAGCUACGUCUCUCGCCUCAUGGGACUUCGCCCUUCACAGACCAUCAUUGCCUGCAUUUGUAUAUUUGAGAUUAUACCUCUAUAUGGUCUCCUAGGCUUCUUCCCUCCCAUUCGAAGACUGGGUGUUCUCGGCCUCCAGCAACCCUGGGAAAUGUACCCCCUUGGUGCCAUUUACGGACUCGUCAUAGGUGGCCUCUCUUCCUACUGCCGCAGUUUCUUCGGCGAACUUAUCCCCCACGGCUUUGAGGCUUCGUUUUACGCACUUUACGCUAUCACAGAUAAAGGCUCAAGCUUCUUCGGUCCUGCCAUCGUAGGAGCCAUUACUGACCGAUACGGAGAAAUUCGUCCAGCGUUUUUCUUCCUAGCUCUGCUCGUCAUAAUACCAUUGCCGCUUAUGAUGCUCGUGGAUGCAGAGCGAGGGAAGCGAGACGCCGAUUUGCUCGUUAAGGAGUUAGAAGGGUCCCCUGAUAGCGAUGUUUAUGAAGGGCAGGCUCACGAUACUGCAGCGGAGAGAAGAGAAUAG